Fusarium oxysporum Fo47 is the source of this 1278-nucleotide messenger RNA. Its product is annotated as Tautomerase/MIF superfamily. Gene Ontology annotation, molecular function: phenylpyruvate tautomerase activity. Lineage: Eukaryota; Fungi; Ascomycota; Sordariomycetes; Hypocreales; Nectriaceae. The coding region runs from base 1 to 846 and encodes 281 amino acids. The record is from RefSeq and is a predicted model, not a curated record. The transcript is spliced from 2 exons.
AUGCAUCUAUCACCGGCAAUGGCUUUACCUUAUACCCCAAGUCGCACCUCUACGAAGCCUCCGAAUCCAAAACCAAGGCAAAAACAAGAAACUCCUGCCUUAGCUCCAGCUCUAACUCCAAGAUUACUCCCGGGAGAGCGAAGGGUCAAGCCUCGCCUUAGCAAGCCAAGUCUCGAUCCUGUUCUGGAGAGCGAUCAACGACUCUCAAGUGAUGCAGAGCAGAUUGUCACUGUGGAUGCUGCCAAAGUGACGAGAAAGCAGUCAUUACCGAUACUCACCAGAAAACGAAGUGACUUCUUCGAGGAAGCAUUUGGAUCCAAGCAUGCGCAAGACCCCGGUGAUCGAAUACGGAAUGAGUCUCCUGUGCUAGUAGAAAUCAAGACCAACGUCAUUAUUGAAGAUGAAUUCACCUUCAUCACUGAACUAUCCGAGUACCUCUCUUUGCGAUAUAAUCGCCCGGCGUCUUCUAUCGUAAUGACAGUCCAACAUGGGAUCUGUAUUCAGUUUGGUGGCGGUUCUGAUCCUUGCUACACCAUGACAAUCGAGGCUCUCGCUCGAGACGUUCAGACGACGACAAACAAACGCAACAUUGCUCUCUUUCAGAGACACAUGAAGCAGGCCCUGAGAAUUCCUCCAUCUAAGGGGUUCUUGAGAUUCGUUCCCCUCGCCGAAGACUGCGCUGUGUGGAAAGGUAACACACUUGCUGGGCAUAUUACAGGGGUAAUAGAAGAGGCACAAGCGAUGACGGAGCGUCGAGGUUCGCUCAGAGCUCCGAGGAGAAGAUCUAGUAAGGUGAGCCUCUUAUAUCGCUAUGUUGAAGAAGCUGGUUUUGAUCAACAUGAGUAGGCAUUUCGAGGAAUAAGGAGUAAGAUGACUGCAUCAGAGAGCGCAUCUGCAUUAAAUCCUAACACAUCGAAUGGAAUAUUGUCUAAUGACCCAGAAACUCUUGGAAAGGCUGCAAAAAGCGAGGCCGAGACCGAGAAAGACAACACAAAGGCGAUAAAGCGAAGGAGGAGUUUCAUUCAUGCCCUGUUUCCUAGGUCAGCGAGCCGACUAGCGGAAAGAGAGGCAGAAUGAGAGAAAAUGAAUGCAGAAAUCCCUAUCAGCUAGGUAGCCACCAGCAGUGAUUAGAGGGUUGAAAUAUCGAUAGAACUCUUUUGUUGGCGAGGAAUGAUAUGAACGGAAUUGUUAAGUCAUAUAACGCUUCGGUACAGGGUAACCUGCUGCAGAUUGCAUGCGCCACAGGUAACAUGAAGAUAUCAAGAAAAUAUUGGAAGA